Messenger RNA from Chrysoperla carnea, 555 nucleotides. RefSeq lists its product as uncharacterized. NCBI's taxonomy places the organism in Eukaryota, Metazoa, Arthropoda, Insecta, Neuroptera, Chrysopidae. Bases 1 to 555 code for a protein of 184 amino acids. The transcript is spliced from 3 exons. The record is from RefSeq and is a predicted model, not a curated record.
AUGGACACCUACGAACAAAAUGUUAUGCAAACGCUAAACGCGGAACCUCAAGGUGGUAGCACUGAUAUGAUGAAGAAAGUGGAGAGAGCGUUGAGGCUCAUCAAGACGGUGGAGGAAGCUGAGCGAUGGAUGAUACUUAAUAAGCAGAACAUCCGCUUAUUCAAAAAGAUGUUGAUGUUAAAGAAAGAAAAUCCUCUGCGUCUUGAAGCUAAUAUUGGACUUUGUAAAUCAUACCAGCGGCAACUUCACCGACUGCGAUUAGAUUUAGUUAAACAAGGUGGUGGAGUCACCAAAAAACAAAAUCGACAUCUAAUCUGGGAGACAAUUGAAACCCACCACCAGGGCAGGGUGAAGACUGGUAUGAUUACAAAUUUGGAUUAUAAAGAUCCAAAUAUAUUUUUCAACCGGGCAUUUCCAAUGUUUAGAAGACACGUUCGGCGUGAGCUAGUGAAUCAUCCCCUCAAGGUGUAUAUUAUGUUCACGGGCAAUUUCAUUAAGCCCACCACCAAAGAGGAGGAUUUGAAAACUUUUAUAACAAUUCCAGGAACGCGAUAG